Closterium sp. NIES-65 is the source of this 276-nucleotide messenger RNA. The record is from the annotation of a GenBank genome assembly. Lineage: Eukaryota; Viridiplantae; Streptophyta; Zygnematophyceae; Desmidiales; Closteriaceae.
AUGCCGCCACUGACAGUCACUAUGUUUGGCCUUGCGGCAUGUCAUAGAGGCAGUGGUUCAUUGUCGCAUCAUCAUCAUCAUCAUCAUCAUCAUCAUCAUCAUCAUCAUCAUCAUCAUCAUCAUCAUCAUCAUCAUCAUCAUCAUCAUCAUCAUCAUCAUCAUCAUCAUCAUCAGCAGCAGCAGCAGCAGCAGCAGCAGCAGCAGCAGCAGCAGCAGCAGCAGCAGCAGCAGCAGCAGCAGCGGCAACAUUGCCAAAGGCAAAUCACACUGGUGUAG